Messenger RNA from Engraulis encrasicolus (European anchovy), 1767 nucleotides. It is a transcript of the gene samd7, whose product is annotated as sterile alpha motif domain containing 7. Gene Ontology annotation, cellular component: nucleus. The transcript has 9 exons. NCBI's taxonomy places the organism in Eukaryota, Metazoa, Chordata, Actinopteri, Clupeiformes, Engraulidae. The coding region runs from base 92 to 1693 and encodes 533 amino acids. Gene Ontology annotation, molecular function: chromatin binding; histone binding. The record is from RefSeq and is a predicted model, not a curated record. Gene Ontology annotation, biological process: negative regulation of DNA-templated transcription.
AUUUGGACUGUGAAGACACUGUGUAAAGGAACCUGUGGCAUAGAGAGAGACAGCACCACAAACACAUCAACCCAGGAAGGCAGGUCGUGUCAUGACCCUGCGUGAACAGCUGAGGAAGAUGACAGCGUUAGGGGAGCAGGGAGCUCUGGAUGAGAAGCACUGGUACCGCCUAGUCAACGGCAUGUCUGCUGGAGCAGAGAUGCGGCAGCGGCAGGAGCUGAUGAUGAGGAACCAGAUGGCCAUGGCGCCGCAGAUCCUGGCCCAGGGGCAGCAGCGGCUGCAGGGCGUGCCCACCCAGUUCGAGCCGCGCUUCAUGGAGAGGGAACUUGUGCAACCCACUGAAAUGGUGCCAUCCGAUGCCAGACAAAUGCAUAUGAGCGCCCACCUCGGACCCCCCAUGCCACCACCAGCAAGUGUCAUGCCAGGACGAGGAUUUCCUGCACCAGCAGGGUACAGUUUCUUGCCGUCUGAGCCUAUGGAAACUGUUGCCAGGCGACAGGAGCUCAUUCACAAGCAGAACAUUGCAAGAAUGGAGAUGAACGCCAUACUGCACCAGAAGGAGCUGGAGAACGCCCACCAGAAGGGCCUGAUGGGCAUGGAGAACCCCAUGAUGUAUCCGGGCAUGCAGGCCAACCCCAUGGCCUUCCGCGGCCGCCAGCGCCUCCCGGACGGCCACGACGUCUUCGUCCACCGCACCACCCUCGAGGACCUCCAGGCCAACAGUCUGCUGAUGUCCGCUAGCCCCUAUCCACCAAUCAGCAGCCUGCAGAGGGAGCGCAGCCGCCGUGCCGGCCGCCGGGCCACCAACCACAAGACGGUGGACAGCAACGGGUCUGGACACAAGGGCCCGUCGGAGGACAAGAGCGUGGAGCAGAGCCCCGGGGCCGGGUCUGGAGAGGAGAAGGAGGUCGAGGGGAAGGGUGAGCUGGUCGGGGAGACGUCCGACAGCCACAAGCCACACCAGGUCAAGAUGGAGGUCGAGCUGGCGCAGGGGAACGGCAGGAAGAGCUACAAGGAAGGGGAGCAGGGCCUGAGGAAGGCCUGCAUCGGGGGCCAGGACGGCUGCUCGGACGUGAACAACUGCACGCCGGGCGUGGGCGACAAGGACAUGCCCAACCCCUGCUCGGCCUUUCAGGAGAAGUUCAUGUACCCCUCAGCUGCUGGGCCCCUCGCCGGCCUGCCAUUCAUGUUCCCCAUGCCAGGAAACGGCUUCAUACCACCUGGUCCCCACAAUUUCUUCAAUGGCGAAGAGAUGUCAACAGUUGAAGACAUCAGGAAGUGGACUGUCGAUGACGUCUACAACUUCAUUGUGGAAAUACCUAGCUGCUCGGAAUACGCACAGACCUUUAAAGACCACAUGAUAGAUGGGGAGACAUUGCCCCUCAUCACGGAAGAUCAUCUGCUGGAUACGUUUGGUAUGAAGCUGGGCCCGGCACUAAAGAUCAGGUCCCAGGUGUCUCGACGACUCGGCAGCGCGCUGUACAUGAUGAACAUGCCCCUGGCGACUCCGGCCAUGCACCCGACGGCAGAGAAGCCCAGCGUGGACCACUCCUCGGAGAUCAGCUCGCCCAUCAACUGCAACAGCAUGGAGUUGCUAGGCAGCCCUUGUUCCCGGGAUACGGAGGCCCUGAAGCCGUCAGAGCCUGGCUCAGAGACGGAGAACCCUCCCUCGCCAGCCAGCAAAUCAGCAUAGCUCUAUACUGCGAAUGUGUGUGUCUGAUUUUCUGUGUGUGCGUGCGUGUGUGUGCGUGCGAGCAUGUGUGUGUG